Cuscuta campestris is the source of this 2494-nucleotide messenger RNA. Lineage: Eukaryota; Viridiplantae; Streptophyta; Magnoliopsida; Solanales; Convolvulaceae. The record is from the annotation of a GenBank genome assembly.
CAAUAAUUUGUCUAAAAUAAUUUGUGUGAUUGAAUACGAAUACGGAGUAUUCAAUUGAACUCAAUCAGAUUUCUGAACUUUUAUCCAAACAGUCCCUUACAAAAGAAACUGAAAUGGUAGGAAAUCCGAAAUAAGCUUUGGUAACUUGUGAGGCGGUCUGCGCAAGGAAGGAGGAAGGAAGACGAUGGAGGACGAGAGACUUCUGGAGCGAGAAAGGUACCAAAUCGAACAGAUACGGCAGCUCGAAUCUGAAGAACUGCAGGUUGAGGAAGUCGACGACGAAGCAUCCGAAGAUGACGAUCCCAUGUUAGGGGAACCGACCUCACCUGGGGAAUUCAAUUAUGACACCUCUUUGGCUGCAUUGCAUUCAUACCUUGGUGAUGUCGAAGACACUCAUAAUAGGUUUUCGUUCUUGGAUGGGGGAGCUGUCAUAGAUAUUCCUUUAUUCUAUCUUGAAGGAGUUGUUUUAUUUCCUGAAGCUACACUUCCUUUACGAGUUGUUCAGUCUAGUUUUAUUGCUGCUGUUGAAAAAGCAUUGCGACACAAUAAUGGUCACUAUACUAUUGGUGUUAUUCGAGUUCACAGGGAUUCUCGUGAUUCAAGAAUAAAAUUUGCUACAACAGGGACAACAGCUGAGAUUCGGCAAUAUCGGCGGUUGGAAGAUGGUUCAUUGAAUGUUGUUACCCGCGGCCAACAGCGCUUUCGUCUUAGACGCCGCUAUAUGGAUGUUGAUGGAGCACCUUGUGGAGAGAUUCAAAUUAUCCAAGAAGACACCCCAUUGAGGACACCUCGAGAUGCUGUUGGGAGAUUGAUACCAUCGAGAAGAUUGCAAGCUGGGGCCGGUGUGAAUUUACAAGCAAAAUCAUUAAAUGUUUCUCCAAUGGAGCAUUAUGGAUGUGGAAAUGGGAAUGAUUCAGAUGCAAUGUCAGAGGAAAGCUUUGAAGGUGGAUUAUCAUCGGGAGAGAGAAGGCUUCACCGGUCUGCUAUUGUUUCUAAUAUUGGUGAGAAUAUGAGUGAUGAGUCAACGAGCAGUGAUUAUGAUGAUGAUGAUGAUAAGGCUGUUGAAGAAUUAGAUGUUCGAUUUGGAAGAAGUCGCCUACAUGAUUUUCUAGGUUCUUUGCAUCCCCGACACAAUGAAAAGUGUAUGCAUCCUAACCAGGAAAUUAGAGAAGGAUCCGUUUCGGAUGUGUCAUCUUGUAAAGACAUUGGAUGGAAGAAUCAGGUUAUUAAUCAGACGCGUGAAGUUUCAACGGCUUAUUUGCCCAACUGGGUGUAUCGGAUGUACGAUUCAUAUUGUCUUGCUCAGAGGGCAGCAGAACGGUGGAAACAGAUUGUUAAGGCACCAAGCAUGGAGGCAUUUCUGAUGAAGCCAGAUCUUCUUUCAUUUCAUAUUGCCAGUAAGAUUCCUGUAUCAGAAUCAACUAGGCAGGAGCUUCUUGAUAUUGAUGGGAUAUCUUAUAGGUUGCAGCGAGAAAUUCAAUUACUUGAACGCUUUGAUCGUGUACGGUGUAAGACUUGUGAGACACUGAUUGCUAAGCGAAGUAAUAUGUUGGCAAUGUCUGGAGAGGGUCCUCUUGGGGCUUAUGCCAAUCCACAUGGUUAUGUGCAUGAGAUAAUGACACUGCUUAAAGCAAAUGGGCUAGCAGUCAUUGGGACUCCGAAGGUGGAGUAUAGCUGGUUUCCCGGGUAUGGUUGGUCGUUUGCAGAAUGUGUUUGCUGUGGAUCUCAAAUGGGGUGGCUCUUUACCGCUACAAAUAAGAAACUGAAACCACAAUCAUUUUGGGGCAUUAGGUGUUCCCAACUUGCUGACACAACAUAGGCCCAAACCUUUUAUUGAAGGCAUAUAGGUUGAUCAUUGUAAAGCUUCACUCCAUGACUUGGAGCAGAACAUCCCAACUGUUAAAUGAGUUCUCGUGUUUUCCAUGCCGGUAGUUCCCGUAUAGAUCUUUAAAGUUUAAACUGUUAUACAUGUUCUCUCUUUCCUACAACUACUGUGCGUGUGUCUGUGUGUGAGAGAGAGAGAGAGAGAGAGAAUAUUAUCUAAUGGUUAUAAGAUCUAUAGAGACACUUCCCAUACGGAUAGCAUGAAUGAUACAAUUGUACAAGUUCCUCAACUAUGGGCAAUAAUGGUCUUCUACAGCUAUAUAUGUAUCUUGGGAGGCAGAUACACUGGAAUUUGACGGUCCGCAGAUCGAGUGAGAUGUGGUAGGAACCGUUGGAUGCACGGAGUGGGUCCGGGUGAGGCUUGAAAUCUACACCGUCCGAUUUUGGAUUAGAGAGACAAAGGUUUGGAAUUGUUAUCCUUUUUUUCUGUCCAUUUAAAAAAAAGGAGAGAGACAAAUCAUGAAUCUCACCCCUAUGCUCCUUGAGAUGAGAGUGUAGUUCAUAUUUGACUACAUUGAUUGUUGCUUGAUUGUUGUCUUCAACUGAUUUUUUGAGUUUGGAGCAUUGCAGUGAGUUUUAGUAACUAGUCUAGUAAAACGGUUUUUUGGAA